Molecule: messenger RNA, 1479 nt
Organism: Tinamus guttatus (white-throated tinamou)
Lineage: Eukaryota; Metazoa; Chordata; Aves; Tinamiformes; Tinamidae
Source: RefSeq, a predicted model, not a curated record
UUGUCUCCAGAGCAGAACAUGGAGGAGGAAGCCAUGGGGAAGCUGGAGGAGGCCGUGCGGGAAGCCCGGCAAAAGGCAGCCCCAUCCGUGCGGGAGUUCAAGUACAACAAAAAGCGAGUGCGUCUCAUCUCACAGGGCUCGGAGCUCAAGGAUGACGCUAAGUGCAUCCUUUACUGGAUGUGCCGAGACCAGCGUGUGCAAGAUAACUGGGCUUUCCUCUAUGCCCAGCGACUGGCCCUCAAGCAAGAGCUCCCUCUGCAUGUCUGCUUCUGCCUGGUGCCCAAAUUCCUGGAUGCCACCAUCCGCCACUAUGGCUUCAUGCUGCGGGGUCUGCAGGAGGUGGCCAAGGAGUGCACAGAGCUGAACAUCCCCUUCCACGUGCUGCUGGGCUACGCCAAGGACGUGCUGCCCGCGUUCGUGGUGAGGCAUGGCGUGGGGGGGCUGGUCACAGACUUCUGUCCCCUCCGCAUCCCCCAGCAGUGGGUGGAAGACGUCAGAGAGCGGUUGCCGGAGGAUGUGCCGUUUGCACAGGUUGAUGCCCACAACAUUGUGCCCUGCUGGGUCAGCUCCCCCAAGCAGGAGUACACUGCCUGGACCAUCCGGAGCAAGAUCCACAGACAGCUCCCAGAGUUCCUCACCGAGUUCCCUCCAGUCAUUCAACACCCAUAUCCCCCCUCCACUCCGGCAGAGCCCGUCGCUUGGGAGGCCUGUGAUUCCAGCUUGCAGGUGGAUCGCACCGUGAAGGAGGUCGCAUGGGCGACCCCCGGCACUGCCGCAGGGCUGGCUGUGCUGCAGUCCUUCAUUGCCGAGCGGCUGGAAUCCUACAGCUCCCACCGGAAUAACCCCAAUAAGGCAGCUCUCAGCAACCUGUCACCGUGGUUCCACUUUGGCCAGAUUUCCACCCAGAGAGCCAUCCUGGAGGUGCGGAAGCACCACAGGAAGUACCAGGAGUCUGUUGACGUCUUUGUGGAGGAGGCCGUAGUGCGGCGGGAGCUGUCUGACAACUUCUGCUACUACAACAAGAACUACGACAGUGUUCAAGGUGCCUACGACUGGGCACAAACCACACUGAAGCUCCAUGCUAAGGACAAGAGGCCUUUUCUCUACAAGCUUCAGGAAUUGGAGCAGGGGAACACGCAUGACCCACUUUGGAACGCUGCCCAGCUCCAAAUGGUCCAGGAGGGCAAGAUGCAUGGCUUCCUGCGGAUGUACUGGGCCAAAAAGAUCCUGGAGUGGACACGCUCCCCUGAGGAGGCUCUGCAGUUUGCCAUCUACCUCAAUGAUCGCUACGAGCUGGACGGGAGGGAUCCCAACGGAUACGUAGGCUGCCUCUGGUCCAUCUGUGGCAUCCACGACCAUGGCUGGACGGAGCGGGCCGUGUUCGGCAAGAUCCGCUACAUGAACUACGCCGGCUGCAAGAGGAAGUUUGAUGUGGGCCAGUUCGAGCGUCGCUACAGUCCCCACAAGCUCCACAAGUGA